AUGAAAAAUAUGGGUCUGAGCCAGCUUGUGGUGGUGAACCCGAAACGUUAUCCCGAUCCUCAGGCUGACUGGCGCGCAGCAGGCGCGCUGGAUAUUCUGGAUGGAGCUACCGUCGUCGAUACGGUAGAAACAGCCAUCGCAGACUGCCACUGGGUUGUGGGUACGAGUACGCGACUACGCAAAAUUCCCUGGCCGGUGACCGAUGCUAAAGGCAUAGCCAGGCAGGUGGUUGAGCAGGCCAAUGAAGCGCAGAUCGCGAUUCUGUUUGGUCGUGAGGACAGCGGUUUGACGAAUGAAGAGCUGCGCCGUUGUCACUAUCAUCUGCAGAUACCCGCAGCGCCUGAAUAUUCCUCGCUGAACCUGGCUAUGGCUGUACAAGUGGUCUGUUAUGAGUUGUUUCAGGCCAGUCAGAGCGAGCCUGUCGUGACAGCCUGGGAUCGGCGCAUGGCCACCUCCGCGGAAUUGGACGCCAUGCUGGUGCACCUUGAAGAGACCCUGCUGGAUGGCGGUUUUCUGCUGGCGGAAAACCCAGGUCAGACCAUGACCCGGGUGCGUCGCAUGUUUUCCCGCAUGCAGUUGGAUGAAACCGAGGUGCAGAUUAUGCGCGGCAUCAUUAAGCACUUCUCAAGGGUCGAUAAUUCAGGCCGCUACGCUGUAACCGCUAUGCUGGACAUAGCGCUGCAUUGCGAGCAAGGGCCUGUCAGCGUGCAGGAUAUUGCCGGCCGGCAGGAUAUUUCUUCUUCGUACCUUGAGCAGAUUGUCGGCCGCUUGAAACGCCUGGGUCUGUUAACCAGCCACCGUGGGCCCGGGGGCGGUUAUCAGCUGGGUGCUGCGAUGCUGGUGCAGGGAAAUUUUGGUAAUCCAGCCUCCCGUUCCCACGUUUAUGGCUGGCGCGCUGAAGAAGCGGUAGAAGCGGCGAGGGCGGAGAUUGCUCUCGCGCUCAACGCUGAUCCGAGGGAGAUUGUCUGGACCUCAGGCGCGACGGAGUCGGACAACCUGGCACUCAAAGGAGUGGCGUUCAAUGCCAGUCGAAAACAUAUUGUCACCAGUGCAGUAGAGCACAAAGCGGUGCUGGAUACCUGUGCAGACCUGCAUGCUCAGGGUUUUGAAGUGACGUAUCUGCAACCGGAUGCUCAUGGCCGGGUUGAAGUGGCACAGGUCGCUGAGGCGCUGCGUGAAGACACGCUGAUAGUGUCUAUCAUGCAUGUGAACAACGAGCUGGGCACUAUUUGUGAUAUCCAGGGCAUGGGUGCAUUGUGCCGCUCCCGUGGCGUUCUGUUUCACGUUGACGCUGCGCAGAGUUUUGGCAAGCUGGCCAUCGAUGUGCAGGCGAUGUGUAUCGAUAUGUUGUCGAUUUCCGCGCAUAAAUUGUAUGGUCCCAAAGGUAUCGGCGUGUUGUAUGUGCGACGUGAACCGCCGAUUAAGUUACAUCCGCUCAUUCAUGGCGGCGGUCACGAGAUGGGCAUGCGCUCAGGUACGUUGCCAACCCAUCAGAUUAUCGGGUUGGCCGAGGCCAGCCGUUUGAUGCAGGCAGACAUGGUGAAAGAGCAGGCGCGAUUAUCGAGCCUGCGCGAACGCCUGCUCACUCAUCUGAGACAGAUUCCGGACACUUUUAUCCACAGCCAUCCAGAGUUCAACCUCCCGUCCAUUGUGAACGUUGGAUUUGCUGGCAUAGAUGGCGAAACGCUGCUGCUGGCCCUGGACGAUCUGGCAUUGUCCACAGGUUCAGCGUGUAACUCUACGUCGGUGGAACCUUCUUUUGUGCUGUCCGCCAUUGGUGUGCCAAGAGACAUCGCGCAAGCCUCUUUACGCAUCAGCUUUGGACGUUUCAGCCAGGCUGAGGUGCUGGAAGGAGAAGAUGCCAUUGCGACUAACCGUCGUCUGAUGGGAGCAACCAAUCCGUCUGAGGCUGCGCCCGGCACGAUUCGCGCAGACUUUGCAGAAUCUAUAGAUGCCAACUCGGUACACGGCUCAGACGCGCCGGAAUCUGCAGCCCGGGAAAUCGCUUUUUUCUUUUCUGACGAUGAGAUUCACCCGCGAAACCUGAUGAUCAAUCUCUAUGGUUUAGACCGCAGUGCCUUGGAAGCCUUGUUCGUCGAACAGGGCCAACAGGCUUUCCGCGGCCGCCAAUUGAUGAAAUGGGUUUAUCAUCAGGGCCGCACGGAUUUUGCGGCAAUGACCGAUCUGUCGCUGUCGAUGCGUCAAUGGUUGGCAGAGAACACCUGCUUUGAGCUGCCACGCGUAGAAAGUUUCCAGGUGUCCAAAGAUGGCACCUGUAAAUGGUUGUUGGAUGUAGGUAACGGUAACCUGGUUGAGACCGUGCUCAUACCGGAAAAGAACCGCAAUACCCUGUGUGUCUCUUCUCAGGUCGGAUGCAUGUUGGAUUGCAGUUUCUGCUCAACCGGAAAGCAGGGCUUCAGCGGCAAUUUGCCCGCGGCGUUUGUGGUUGGACAAAUGGUGCUCGCCAACCAGGUUCUGGCCGAAAAAAAUCAGCGCGUCAGCAACAUUGUGCUGAUGGGGAUGGGUGAGCCUCUGUUGAAUUUUGAUGCAGCAGUCAGUGCAACAAAUAUCUUCAUGGAUGAUCUCGCCUUUGGAUUAUCCAAGCGACGGGUGACCCUCAGUACGGCUGGGGUAGUGCCAGCCAUUUAUGAGCUGGCUAAGGUCAGUGAUGUCUCUUUAGCGGUAUCCUUGCACGCACCUAUAGACGAGUUGCGCGACCAGCUUGUGCCGAUUAACCGGAAAUAUCCGAUCAAAGAGUUGCUUGAUGCCUGUCGGCACUACGUUGAUCAGUUGGGUGAAAAGCGCAAGCUUGUGAUUGAGUACACUCUGAUGCGCGGUGUCAACGAUCAGCAUGAACAUGCGGUUGCGCUGGCCGAACUGCUCAAAGAUGUGCGCUGUAAAAUUAACCUGAUUCCGUUCAAUCCCUUUCCAGCCUCGGGUUAUCAGAAGCCUUAUCAGCGCGAUAUUUAUAAUUUUCAGACCUACUUGAUGAAACAAGGCUAUGCGACCAUGCUGCGCACCACUCGGGGUGAUGAUAUUGAUGCGGCCUGUGGGCAACUGGUUGGACAGGUCAAGGAUCGGACCAAACGUCAGUCUCGAUAUCUGGCGAGAGUGAAAGCUGAUGGCAACAACUUCGUUGCGCAAACAACAUAG
Symbiodinium necroappetens is the source of this 3153-nucleotide messenger RNA. Lineage: Eukaryota; Dinophyceae; Suessiales; Symbiodiniaceae. The record is from the annotation of a GenBank genome assembly.